CCUGGCUCGAAGCCUUGGGGGUCCUCUUCCCCCCCCCAUGCUCUGGCUCGAGUGUGGGCGCCCAGCCGCCCCGUUCCCUGCGGGUCCCGCGCGCGCCCGCCUCCGCGCGCGCGCGCCAGGUUUCCCCCCCGCGCGCGCAGCCCUUCACCCGUGCUGGCGCAGGCGGCCACGCGGUUCUGCCGAUGGGCUCCCGCAGCUCCGCUCGCGGCGACGCGGCGCCGCCGCGCCAUUCCUUCCUCCACCCGCCGCGCCACAAUUUCGGCCGCUUCACCCUGGAGCCCAGGGACCUGCCGCCGGCGUCGGACGCGUGGCUCUUCUCUUCUUCCACGCUCUUCGUCGACCCGGGCACGCGCGCGCGUCGCGCCGGGUCGUCGCCGGCGGUGGCGGCGCUGGCGCCCCGGCUGCGGCGGCUGCCCGGGCCAGGCGCGUUGCAGCAGGCAGCGGCGCGAGCUGGCGGGUUGCCGCGCAGGACAGGCGCGGCAGGCAGCAACACGACCGAGAGCGUCACGCCUGCGACCAGUACGCAUAGGGGCAGUGCAAGCCGUGGCGCGAGCGAGGCGAACACCAGCGGUUCCAGCAACAGCCGCGUGACCAGCCUGCCGCGGAGAAGCGCGGAGUGAGGCCCAGUGCUGUGGCCACUGUGUCAGAAUCUGCCAGUUGGCAGUUGGUCGUUAGGCUGAGAUUUCACAUGUUGAGUGCACAUGUGCAUAAAACGGGGGACCGGUCCAGGGGGACCCAGGGCUGCAGUCCCGACCACAAAUGUGGGUGCCGGGGCGCUUGGGGCCCACCUGAGGCCGACAAUACGC
This is a messenger RNA of Prorocentrum cordatum, 806 nucleotides long. The record is from the annotation of a GenBank genome assembly. Lineage: Eukaryota; Dinophyceae; Prorocentrales; Prorocentraceae.